AUGCGUCGACCCAGUCUCCGUGUUUCUUCUGCUGUCUUUCCCUCCCCUGUGAAUUGCGCACACGUGCGCACCAGCGCACUGGCCGCUAGCAGGCGCGGACACCAGUUAGGGAGUGCGCACGUGCGUGCGUCUGAGGCCAGCCCACUCACGGGUUUGACAACACACAAACUCACACCACGACGAUGGAGUUCGCGCUCCCCUCUUGCAACUCCCGAGGGCUACGAAACUCUGACUCAUCACCGAACAUGCGUAAACUUGCCCGAAAUUUCGUGUAAUAUUGUGAUCUUGGCUAUCAUCCCACAAUUUGAGCGCCUUGAUUACUAA
Molecule: messenger RNA, 324 nt
Organism: Mesocestoides corti
Lineage: Eukaryota; Metazoa; Platyhelminthes; Cestoda; Cyclophyllidea; Mesocestoididae
Source: the annotation of a GenBank genome assembly